This is a messenger RNA of Seminavis robusta, 2133 nucleotides long. The record is from the annotation of a GenBank genome assembly. Lineage: Eukaryota; Bacillariophyta; Bacillariophyceae; Naviculales; Naviculaceae.
GUACGGUAUGACUGUGUACAUGAUGUGCAACACCUCACGUGUACGGAUGUUCAUGAGGCGAAGCGUUUGCGGGAUUCGAUUCGCUGUUUAGUCCCGGUUGUUCCGAGAACCCCGCCAAUUCACCGCGCACAACGCCAGGGUCAAAAAGCACAACAAAGCCAUGGGCAACACCCACAGCGUCAACAAUGGCGACGGCGUUGCCACAGUCCUGUCGUCGCCUCAGUCUCUUACUCAUCUUGGCAGUCGCUACUGCUUUCCGUUUGCGUCGUCUCCACCCAGCAGCGUGAAGAGCAAUCAUGGAGACGACAACAACCCUUCCGAAAAUAACGGCGGUGCAGUCGCCCAUGAUCACGAGGACGACAAGGAUGACGAAUCAUUCUUUUCAUGCAAAAAGGACGAACGUUCUGCUAGUAGAUCUCCCGUAGUUUUCUUUUCUCCUGCGUCUCCAAUCCCAUCACCUCGGCGUCUCGGCUUUCGCAACAGCAGCAACCGUCAAACCGAUGACACCUCUGAGUCCCACAUGAGUCGGCAUCACGGCACGGAGGAUGAUCCAGACGAGGAGAUGCGCACAGAAGAGGAAGGAACAAUCGAACAUAAAAGUGGAGAAGAAGAAGGACGAGAUGGCCUUGUUCCACGCGUAUUGCCCCAUCAGUCGUCUCCUCCUCGCGGUGGCCAGCAUCCAUCGGGCAAUCGUGCGACCUGGGGACCUUCAACGCCAACGGGUCCAUUUCCUUUCUUGGCUUCUCCACCGGUAUCAUCACGGCAUGACCAUGAUGCAAUCUACGGGGAGGACAACGAAGAAGAAGUCGUUGAAAACAGAAACUCGUCAGAACUCGCGGUUGAAAACGAGAGUGAGGCGGCUUUUUGUCGUGCUGCAACGCAAGCGGAGAACAAUGCAGUAGAAUCUCCCAUGAGCCCACCAUCCGUACAAAAGCGCAGCACAGUGGAUGCCUCCUCAGACAAGGAUUCGCUUCCUUCGGAAAUUUAUGUGACCGAGACAUCGCCGGAUGAUCAGAACUCCACUGACCUCGGUUCUCCCCAAUCGAUCCAAACGGAAGGCUCCGAUGAUGACUCUGGCGCUACCGUAGAACGAGCAUCUUCUGUCCAAGGGACGAACUGGGAUCAGGCGAGUGUUGGCAGCGAGAACAGUACAUUUGCAGAUAGCUACGACGAAAAGGAUCCACGAAACCUCCAUUCGAAAGACAAGAGUCCCGCGUUUGGAACAACACGAGCAUUAGUCGCGGUCAAGGCAGCAAUGAAGAAGGAAAUUGGCCCAAGCAAUGACGCAAACAACACCAACCAUGAGCUAGCGCCUGUAGAGCGUCCAGAUAUCUUGUUUGACGAGAGUUCUACAGUUCUCAGUUCGAAGAAGAUGGCGCCAACCCGUCGAGACAAAGGCACAUCCAAGACGGCGAAGGAGCAAGCUUUGAAGCUUGAACGCCACUUUGACUCUUCAAAUUUUGUCCAAAGAGAGGAUGACCACGUUGUGGAAGCUGCGAAGAAGCUAGGUGCCCAUGCAAAAGUGAACUCGGCAGAGGCGACUCAACAAGCCUCUGCCAAGAGCACUUCUAUCCAGCCUGUCCCAUCGAAAAGCUCCCAAAAUGGAAAGCCUGAGGUUAUCUUACGACGGGUCAAUGCCGAAGUGACACAAAAUGCCAAGCGUCCCAAUCAGCAUAUGCCAAAGAAGCCAAAAUCUAGGAAGAAGCGCAGGAUCCUUUUUCAAUCAGAAUCGGAAGGUGAAGAAUUGGUUCAAGACAUCAAAAACAGUCGUGCCAUAUCCAACAACGUCAAGAUCAAAGGGGCAGCUCGCAAGGCGAAGAAGGAGCCAACCACUUUGCUUGAACAGUACCCACAACACCGCUACAAAGAGAUCGCGAUGAAGAUCGGGCAUCCAAUGAUAUACCCACAGCAGAAUCCUCGUCGUGAGAAACACACCCACGGCCGUCGCCCCUCACAUGGGCGGUAGCUCUCCGAUCAUGAUACCGAGAAUUUCAUGAUGGCCAUUCGGGAGUGACAAACAAAAGAAAACUGUAGUAAGCCUUUAGGCAAAUAAAAGUAUUAUUUGGGACAUGACGAGACUAAGGAUUUUGAACAAAUGUAGGGCUGCGAUUUCCAAGCGAUUUCCACGAUGAG